This is a messenger RNA of Chenopodium quinoa (quinoa), 1852 nucleotides long. Its product is annotated as plant cysteine oxidase 2-like. The transcript is spliced from 5 exons. NCBI's taxonomy places the organism in Eukaryota, Viridiplantae, Streptophyta, Magnoliopsida, Caryophyllales, Amaranthaceae. Gene Ontology annotation, molecular function: oxidoreductase activity, acting on single donors with incorporation of molecular oxygen, incorporation of two atoms of oxygen. Bases 450 to 1280 code for a protein of 276 amino acids. The record is from RefSeq and is a predicted model, not a curated record.
GUCAAGAUUAUUUCCAAUUUAAUAAAAAAAUCUGGUAUUAAAACAGUCCACUGGAAAAAUUGAAUAGCCCAUGGUUUUCUCUCUCCUAAAAAAACCAACUGUUAUUGUUAUCCAUCCUAAAAAAUCACCCCUUUUUAUACUCUUUCUUCUUCCUCAAUUUCUCCUUCUUACGGUGUCAACAACUUUGUUCUUAAAUUUCACAUCAAAAAUUUUCUUUUUUUUUACUUUUUUUUUUGUACUUGAUCUUCCUCAUUUUUUGGCAACUUACAAACUAGUACAAAAAUAAAUAAAUAAAUAAAACAACCAUUUUUAAUUUUUUUUCUUGGGAUUUUCAUAACACCAUUUUUUUUUAAAAAAAUGAGUUAAUUUAUUGGUAGCCCAGAUUAAAAUUUUGGGUUUUAAAGAAAAUUUUAAAUCACCCAUUUGGUGGAUUUAUUGAAAUUAUUUUCAUGGGAAUUGAGCCUGAUUAUAGUGACAAAAUAGCAACAGAUAUCGAAAAAACGACCACUAGUAAGAGCAAGUCAUCCCGGAAGAACCAACGGCGGAAUCGUAAAAUGGCGGCGGUUCAGACGUUGUUUAACGUCUGUAAGGAGGUGUUUGCCGAUGGUGGUGUCGGGUUUAUCCCCCGUCCCGAUGACGUCGAACGGUUGUGCUCUAUUUUGAAUAUCUUGACACAAAAUGAUGUUGGAUUAAGCCCAGAAUUGCCAUACUUUAGAUCCAUUAGGAUUGGGAAUAGUCGAGCUCCUAUCAUAACUUACCUGCACCUAUAUGAAUGUGACAAGUUUUCGAUUGGAAUAUUUUGCUUGCCGCCGUCAGGUGUAUUGCCCCUUCAUAACCAUCCAGGAAUGACUGUUUUCAGCAAACUUCUCUUUGGGACCAUGCAUAUCAAAUCAUAUGAUUGGGUAAAAGGCGAUCCUUACACCACCACUGUUUCAGACGAUGCUCCUUCGGCUAGGUUGGCAAAGCUUACUGUUAAUGAAGAUUUUGUUGCCCCUUGCAACACUUCUAUCCUCUAUCCAGUAGCAGGUGGGAAUAUGCAUUGUUUUACAGCUAUGACAGCAUGUGCAGUUCUUGAUGUUCUGGGCCCUCCAUACUCUGAUCCUGAUGGUCGGCACUGUACAUACUAUAAGGAAUAUCCUUUCGAUCAUUUAUCAGUAGAUGGCCUAUAUGGGCUUGAACAGGAAAAGGAUCGUCUUGCAUGGCUUCAAGAGAGAGAGAAACCUCGCGGCUUGACAGUUUUUGGGGCGCCAUAUAGAGGUCCUAAGAUUGUGGAUGGUUGAGUCGAGUUGUUACUCUAGGCGUCUCUAGCACAUUGCCCUUGCUGCAAAGUCAUGAUCCUUCAGAGCUUCAGUGCUUAUUUUUUGUAAAAAUUUAAUUUUGAUAGUUUUCAUAUGCAAAUAUUGUACCCUAUGAAGUUUCUCCAAAGAUCUUGUUAGGAUUAAAGCCUUUUACAUAAAUAGGAGAAAAUAGGAAAUGAAAGAAAUUAACAGGAUGAAAGACAAGUAGAUGAAGGAUUGGGAGAUAGAGUUUAAGAAUAGAAAUUUGAAAGGGACAUAUUUAGAUUUAGCCAAAAUUUUCAAGAGCGCGUUGAGGAACUUUAACCUUUGGAAGCCUUUGUUUUAUUUUUAUUUUGGGUGCGAAACCCUACUCAAUUGAAUUGUUUUAGUAAUAUGCGUUAUAGUGUUUGUAAAAAAAAAAGCGUUAUAAUGAUUAUUAAUUCUCUUUGCUAAGAGUGAGGGAUAACUCAAAUGAUUAGAACUUCCCUCCAGGUUCUAAGAGAUAUUGGGAUUGAUUCUCACCCCACCCUUGUGGGCUUGUGGCUCUCUAAACACAAAAAAAAAAAAAAAAAAAA